CAAUCUUUAACCUCACUCCAAAGUUCCAAACCUAACCAACAAACAAAAAACUCUGCAGUAAAUAGUAAACACCCAAUUUGCACAGUCCUCUCCCAAUUGAAACUUAACCACACCCCAACCAUACCCUCAAGCCUCAAAGUCCCUUCUUCCUAGUCCUAGCCAUGAACUCCACCACUAUCCAAAACCCUUCAAAAUCUCCUCAACCUCUGACCCUUAAAUCCUCUACCAUUGCCACUUCUUCCAAAUCCAAGCUACCCAUUAAACGCAAAACCCUUCCCUCCUCCCAAGAUCCCUCUUUUUACCCUAACCCCAAUUUACCCUCCACCGCCGUCGUCGUCAAGCCACCGCCAUUCAAAUUCCACCGAAUUUGGACGGAGCCCGACGAAAUCCGAUUCCUCCGGGGCCUCCUCGACUCCGCCUCCGACGGCCUUCUCUUCCCCAGAGACCUCCACCUCUUCUACCACCGCUUCUCCACCGCCAUGUCGCAACCCUACACAAAGUCCCAGCUCUCCGAGAAGCUUCGCCGGUUGCGGAAGAAGUUCCGCGCCAUCUCCUCCCGCCUCCUACGCCGCGGCCUCGACGCCGCCACCGCGCUGUCGCCGCACGAUCGAGAGCUCUACGAUCUCUCCAAGAAGCUCUGGAGCCCCGAAUUCGCUUCAACUUCGCCCUUCAACAAGAUGAAGUUUGAAGACGACGACGCAAUUGGGGUAGUCAAUGUUGUUGGCAAGAACCCUAAUCUUGGAAUCAGCGAUGAUGGGGAAAUGGGUAUUGGUUAUAGUCACGAGAAAAUUGGUGGGGUGGCUUCAAAAAUCGUUCUUGAUGUGUAUGAUGAAUGUGUGGAAGAGGCCAAGAUGGGGCUUUUCUGGCAAGGGUUUCCCUGUUCUUGUUCUCAAAAUGUGGAGGGUUUUGGGAAGCGGUGGCGGGAGCAGCGAGCGUUGGAAUUUGAUGUCUUUGCUAUGCGUUUGAGAUUGGUAAUUGAGAACUCUCUUAAUCAGCGUUAACAAGUAUCUAACUGUAUCUGCAAGUGUAAAGAAAUUUGAUACAUAAAAUGGUUUUAGCAUUUCAAAUAUAUGGUGUUACUUUAAUUUGUUCUCUCACUUUGGGAAGUAUACUAGCAUUUAGGUUUAGGAAUUUUUCUUGCGUAGACAAUGCCUAUGACAAUCACUUGCACUUGAUUGAUAUGCAGUUCAGAAGGACCCGUUUAGCGCAUCAUUCAAGUGCCUAUUGGUUGGUGAUUUGUAAUUAAUAAUUACAGUAAAUUUAGCAUGCUUAUAUAGUAGUUUGUCAAUACUUAUUAUUCUUGUUAGUAUUCAAUCUUAUGUUUAAAGAAGUCUGGGCUAUGGUACUUCGU
This is a messenger RNA of Gastrolobium bilobum, 1351 nucleotides long. RefSeq names its product probable transcription factor At5g28040. Gene Ontology annotation, cellular component: nucleus. The coding region runs from base 162 to 1001 and encodes 279 amino acids. The record is from RefSeq and is a predicted model, not a curated record. The transcript has a single exon. NCBI's taxonomy places the organism in Eukaryota, Viridiplantae, Streptophyta, Magnoliopsida, Fabales, Fabaceae. Gene Ontology annotation, biological process: regulation of DNA-templated transcription.